This is a messenger RNA of Pezoporus flaviventris, 1321 nucleotides long. It is a transcript of the gene SLC30A2, whose product is annotated as solute carrier family 30 member 2. The transcript is spliced from 8 exons. Gene Ontology annotation, biological process: zinc ion transmembrane transport; response to zinc ion. Gene Ontology annotation, molecular function: zinc ion transmembrane transporter activity. Gene Ontology annotation, cellular component: plasma membrane. Bases 81 to 1178 code for a protein of 365 amino acids. The record is from RefSeq and is a predicted model, not a curated record. Lineage: Eukaryota; Metazoa; Chordata; Aves; Psittaciformes; Psittacidae.
UCCCUGCUCCGGCCUCCUCUGCACACGGGACCCCGCCGCUCCACACGAGCCACAGUCGCGGUCACCCGCACCGCAGGACCAUGGCAGCGCCCGAGGAGGAGCGGCACCUGCUGAGCCCCGGGGCAGGCGGCAGGUCCUACCUGGGGGCCGCGCAUGAGGACGGGCUCGGCUCGGUGCAGGGCCAGGGCUCCGCGCUGGAGCUGGGGCAGCGGCGCAGCCUGCACUGCCACAGGCGGGGGGCCGUCGGUCCCCGCGGCCAGCAGCAGCAGGCGCGCAGGAGGCUCUACCUGGCCGCUGGCAUCUGCCUCCUCUUCAUGGCUGGGGAGGCUGUGGGCGGGUACCUGGCGCACAGCCUGGCCAUCCUGACGGACGCAGCGCACCUCCUGACGGACUUUGCCAGCAUCAUGAUCAGCCUCUUCGCGCUCUGGGUGUCCUCACGCCCCCCCACCAAAACCAUGAACUUUGGCUGGCACCGGGCAGAGAUCCUGGGGGCCCUGGUCUCCGUGCUCUCCAUCUGGGUGGUGACGGGUGUCCUGGUCUACCUGGCGGCCCAGCGCCUGCUCUCGAAUGACUACGACAUCGAGGGUGGUGUGAUGCUCAUCACCUCCGCCUGCGCCGUGGCCGUCAAUAUCGUGAUGGGGGUGGCUCUGCACCAGACUGGGCACCAUCACAGCCAUGGGGCAGCCGGUGAGCAGCCCAACACCAGUGUCCGCGCUGCCUUUGUCCAUGUCUUGGGGGACCUGCUGCAGAGCGUUGGCGUCCUCAUAGCAUCCUACAUCAUCUUUUUUAAGCCCGAGUACAAGUACGUGGAUCCUGCCUGCACCUUCCUCUUCUCUGCACUGGUGCUUGGGACAACGCUGUCCAUCCUCCGUGAUGUCCUCCUUGUCCUCAUGGAAGGCACCCCCAAAGGGAUUGACUUCAACGCCGUGCGGGAGGCUCUGCUGGCGGUGCAGGGGGUGGAGGCCGUGCACAGCCUCCACAUCUGGGCGCUGACAGCAGCACAGCCGCUGCUCUCGGUGCACGUCGCCAUCAAUGCCGGUGCCAGCGCGCAGGAAGUGCUGGAGGAGGCCAGUUCCCGGCUGCAGGGCACCUUCCACUUCCACACCACCACCAUCCAGGUGGAGAACUACUCUGAGGAGAUGCAGGACUGCCGGGAGUGCCAGCCGCCCCGCGACUGAGCCUCCCGCAGCCCCCUUGUGUCCCGAGCGGGGCUUCUGACGGCGGCAAAUAAACUGCAGCACAGGGCUGGGUGUGCAGGUGGGGAUGUUGGGUCUGGCACCAUCGGGGCCUUAUCUCGGGUGUCUGCUAGGAGCAAAGGCAA